ACCUCCGCUAUGCCGCUAGCAUAGCACCUUGAGUCAAGACUGUGCUUCGUAUACAAAAUAAGCCGGUGUUUCCUCAAAGAAAUGAGUGACCAAAGCUCAGGGGUGCUCCUUGGUGUGACUCCCCAGCUGUGAUUUCGGAGCGGCGGCCAGUCUCAACCGGUGUCACCAUGUAUCCCUUUGGCCGCGAAGCUGAGGCCUCUCUCCACGACCUCUUCGACUACUUCAAGAAGUGCCUGCAGCACGGAGAGUGGCAGCUGGCCAGCGCCUGCGUCCCACAGCUGGCGAAAGCACCAGGAGGACUUUCAGAGAAAGUGCGAGAGAUAAUCAAAGCUAUUAUCUGCAAUCCCUACAGUUUAAAAUGGGCUUCUGUUGGCAGUCCACACAAACUGGCUUGGUUUUGGCUUUAUGUCUUGGAGAAAUGGACUGAAGAUCAGGUUGCUCCUCACAUCAAACGCGAGCUGGAGUUUCUGCUCCUCCUGGAGGAACUGGGGUCUCAGGGCAUACCGGAGACUGAUCUUCAGGAAUUGCAUCAGGCUUUCUUGGCAUCCCAGUCUGAUCAAAGGACGUCCCUUGCUGUUGUUGAGUCUUGUCUUCAGACCCUGCUGGAGAAGAAGAAACCAAGACUUGCCCACACCUUAGCAUAUUUCUUAGAGGAUCAGUCGAACCCCGAAGGCCACACUCUGCAGCACGUAUUCAUCCAACACUUGAUGAGGAAGCUUGGAAAGCCGGAAACAAGCCCAGAGAAGGUGGAGCAGUGGGCGAAGGACGUUUACUCCGUGCUGGCUCUCGUGCCGUGGCGCUCUAGCAGAAGCGCGCCGCAGCUGGAGGCGCUGUGCGAAGCGCUGUGGUCAGCCAGAGGCGGUCCUCUGAAGGAGGAGAGGAUUCUCAGCUGCUUGCUUCGACCUCGGUGUCACACUCUCGUUACGGUGUACUCCUCCACCGCUGUGAGGCUGCAGAGAGACCACCUGCUGAGAAACGCACCCGAGACUCAAGUGGACCUGCCUGAAGCCGAGAAGCUUACCCUCAGCUUGUGUUGCCAUAAUGAUCGACCUGCCGCUUGGAAGGCCAUCUUUUUUGAGUGCCUUAGUAGCGGGAAGCAUUUCCUUGAGCAGGUUUUGGUUACUGGGCUUGACCUGAUGAAACACGAGGAGUUCAGUAGGCUGAAGGAUUUACUGCAGCGGGAGUUUAGGCCGCUGUCUCGUCUGCUGCUGCUGCUGGGAUGGAAUCAUUGUCGCAGCCUCAGCUCUGCUCAAACGCUGGUAAACAUCCUGCACCACCAACAGAGUUCAGCCAAUGACACUGUUCUUCAGGACUUCUGUAAUCUUCUGUCCUCCCAACUUGGAGUUCUGGAGUGGUGCAAAAACAACAACCCAGGGAUAUCCAUGGAGGCCCUGCAAGCACAGAUACAGACUCUGGACAAUCACUCAGCUCUUUACAUUCUGCACUCGUUGACUCCUUUGGCCGAGUAUGAAGAACACCGGAUAUUAGAGCUGCUACAACAACUGCCCAAGUCACCUCAAACAGAAAGCGCAGUCAUUCAAAGUGGCAACGUGCAGACGAACAUUCACUUGUUCAAGGGCUUCUGUGCCAUGAAGUAUGCAAUCUAUGCGCUCUGUGUUAACUUUCACAAAUACUCAAAUUGUGCCGAGUGUGAGUCCAUGCAGCUUCACAAACCCACGGAAGCGGACACGGGCACAAAGAGAAGUUCAGCUUCCUCAGAAGGUCGCCACUAUAUGUUUCAGCACUACUUGUCAGAGUGUCAGCUGUACCUGGAGGCCGUACCAGCCAUGUUCCGCCUGGAGCUCCUGGAGAAUAUCUUCUCCCUCCUCUUUCUGUCCACCUCUGACUUUCUCCAGGACGUACAAAAAGACUCGAACCCGAACCCAAACCCAGGACUAGAUCCACAGUCAGAAUGCUUGUCGACAGCAGAUGAAAGUGUGGAGGCGGGGAAAUCCAGUUCAGAUGAGACUGAGCACAGAAGCCAGGACCACCAGAAACCUCGCUCGCGUUCAGCAACAGCUCACGGUGGGCACCUGGACCUGGGCCACUUCCUUCAAGGCUGCAGGGGGUUUCUGGUGGAUUUUACUGCAAUGGAGGGGUUUUUAAAGCUGCUGAAGGAAGGGUUGGAGGGCAUGUGUGUGGUGGGUCAGCAGGAGGGGCAGGAAGCGGGAAGAGCGCUGCCUCGAGAGGCCGAAGCGGUGGCCAAUCUUGGCUGCUCCGUCACGGCCGAGACAUUUGGAACCCGCCUCCAGAGGUUGUCUAAACGCACCGCAGAGGCCCAGUGGAGGCUGCAGAUCAUCACCAGCAAUCAGACCACUGCAGACGGCUCAGAAAGUCCCAUGCAGAUGUCAACAUAUCGUUCUUCUUUUACUCCUCCGGGAUCCAGCAAAAGGUCAAGUUUGAGGAAGAGGAGGAGGCCAGCGAGGCAUUCUGCCGAGAGACAGACCUCCAUAGAGAAACAUGGAGAUGUCAGCACGAGUGCAUCAGAUGGUGCUGGAGGGCCAGUGGGAGGUUGUGCGGAGCUGGAGCUUUGCUCAUGUGGAGGCCCUCACAGCUGGCUGGUUCCUGCCAUGUUGUCUCCUCCAGAAUCUCUGCUGAUGUCCUGCAUCCGCCGGGGAAACUUCAUGCAGGCACAUCAGGUGUGUUUGGUUUUUGACCUGGAGGGGGCUGCCUGUUUUGGAGAGCUGGCCUUCAUGGAGCGCUACAAAGAGGUUCUGGUGGAGUUGGGGCAAGUGGAGCAGAAGAUAGAAAGUCAGUCCAUGUCUUCUUCGUCAUCUUCCUCCGAGGGCUUGGGGUUGGCAACUGUCCCGGGCGCAGGGAGGAGUCGGCUGGGCAGCAGUGGCCGGUCAACACUGCAGGCCAUCGGUAGUGCGGCUGCAGCAGGAGUUGCUUUCUAUUCCAUCUCAGACAUCGCAGACCGUCUCCUCAGCACCCCUGCUCAUCCGCUGCCCUCCCUCGAGGAAGGUUACUGGAUGAGCCUUUGCUCUUCUGAUGCUUCCAGCCUUUUGCACACGCUGCUCCAGGAGCUCAGCCCAGCAGCCAUGGCUGCGUUCGAUCUUGCUUGCUGCCACUGUCAGCUCUGGAAGACGUCUCGGCAGCUGCUGGACACUGCAGAGCGCAGGCUCACCAGCAGCUUUGAAGCUCGCGGAAUAAGAUUUGACCGUAAAGUGCCUCAUCCUGAGGGCAUCCGUGGAUUCCCCAUGGUCUUACAGCAGAUCAGCAAGAUCCUGAAUCAUUCAGCCACUCAUAAGGCUUCUGUCAAAACAGAUGCUGUCGGGGAAGACCAAGGGGUUUGCGCUCCGUUUGGUUGCAGCAUCCAGGAAGUGCUGCUCAGUUGCCACCCCACACUGACUGAGGAGAGCAUUGCGGCGCAGAUCAGUCUGACUCAACGUCUGGAGGGCCCGCUGCACAUUCUGAGUACUGCUAUAGAGGGGAUACAGCUAGAGGGCAGUGCGGACAGCGCCGUUUUGACACUGCUGGUUGAACAGGCCAGUCUGAAGCAGUCGGAGCUGGACGCGCACCCCGUGCGAUGCAGCAUGAAGCAGCUCCUUCGCUCUCUGGACCAGCUCUGCCCCUUCGAGCCAGACAGCGACCUGGCCAAGCCGGAUUACAUGCGCAGUUUCUUCGACUACGUCAACACACUGGCCUCUGUGUUGGUGCGUAGCCUCUCUUCAGAAGACCAAGGCAGUCAAGUGAAGCUGGGUAAUCCACUCCUGGUGUUGCUUCAAACCCCGUUUCAACUUGUCUCCCACCUGCUGUUUGACAGACAGGUCUCUCCUGACAGAGUUCUGUCGGUGCUGCAGCAAGAGGGUCUGCGGCUGAGCGUCCAGCAGGUCAUCGUUCAGCGAUGCUGCGAGGCUCUGCCCGUGUGGAGCUCGUGUCCAGAUGAGGAAGAAGACUCCAGCCGGGCCAGGAAAGCCGACGGGGCCUUCAGCGUCGACAAUUUAUUUCUGCUGCUUCGAACGCACGCUCCAGCUUACAAGGCGGCGCUGGGAAUCCCCGAACCUCCGUCCGAUGGCAGCUCCGAGUCUGAGGCCUCAGCAGACGACCCAUCCUCUUCGCCCAUUCACCUCUCCUCAUCUCCACCAUCUCAGUCAUCAUCCUCUUCAUCGUCUUCCACCUCGUCUUCCUCAAAUACGUUUCUCCUCACUGCAUCGGCCCUGUCUUUCCUAAAGUCUCGCUCCCCUCUUCUGGCCACGCUGGCGUGUUUAAGUGCCUGCAAAGGAGAAGCUACCCGCGCAAAAUCCUCCGGGUUAUCCGCGUAUUUCCGCAGCGGCCGGAAGGAGGUUUCCCUCGACCGUGAGCAGAUAUCUCGAGAAGCCGAUGGCCUCCUUAAGCAAUUCCCUAUUCUGAGGGCUUACCUUCAGACCAUGGUGGAGCCUGUGCUAGGGACCUCGUUAGGCGACGGGGAGGAGAGCUCUGCCGGGCUCGGGGCAGCCAUCUGCGGGAAACCAGUGGCCAGUCUCCUGUUGUCAGGGCCUCAGGAUGAGGUGACUCAGGCUCUGGCUGCCGACGCCUUUAAAGAUGCUCUCGUGUCCAAAGACCUGGACCGAGCCCUGAGCCUGCUGGAGCUGUAUGGACAGGGAGGCAGCCAGGAGAGGGAGCUAAGGGAUCACUUACUAGUCUGCGCUUCUUUAGAAGAUGAAGCCGAAGGCUUUGAUCAGCUGUUCCGGGUGCUGGACGCCAACCUGCGAGCUCGUGUUGCCCUUCAAACCCUGGAACGGUGGCCUCUGUCAGCCUGUCUGGAGCUGAUUGAGUUCUGCCUAGAUGACCCUAACACACAAAGCUCACUGAAAACAGACCUUGAGCUGAAGAAGAAGGAAUUAAGCAUCUACCGCUGGAUGAUGAAUUUGCGGCCUUCCUUGCCUUGGAAAACUUGGCAGGAGUUGAGGAGGGAGUCCGCAGCAAACCCAGAGUCAAUGUUGUCUAUGAUCCUGGAGGCAAAGGAAUUUUCUCUUUGUAAGCAGUGGGUAGAGCUUUAUCCCGUCUCUGAGCAGCAGAAGCUGCAGCUGCAGACUGAACAUUUGCUCUAUCUGCUGGAAACGGAACAGACAGACGAUGCGUUUGAGCUACUUCAAAGCAUCUCAGAUGUUGCUGUUGGCCUUGAGGUUUGCGAGCGCGCCUUGGAUCGCCGCCCUGGAUUGGCUGCCUGCCACUUCCUGGCUGACUACCUCACCAUUCAUUUCCAGAGACGGGUGUCUCCAGCCCGUCGUCGGCACAUCCAUGCCCUUCAUCUGGGCUCUAAGGUGCUGAUGACUCUCCCACCAGCUGCCAGGCAGGACUACUUCCCUCUGCUUUCAGAACCCCUGCUAAUGCUCGAGCAGCUGCUGAUGAAUCUGAAGGUGGAGUGGGCCGAGGUGGCGGUGCAAACGCUGCAGAGCCUGCUGGUUGGUCAGGAGGCCGGCUUCAGCGGAGAGGACAUAGAUAAGCUGCUGGCGGACUACGGCUACAAGGCCCUGGACUUCUCGUGUGCCCCCAGGGAGAGGUCUCGUUCAGACUCUGUCAUCAGCCUUCAGGACGUGCUGACGCAGUGCCCUGCUCAAGAGCUCAGCUCUCAGUCCUUCACCCGGAUUGAAACUCCAGCUUCUUCCGCAAACAGCACCCCAACACACACCUCGUCUGCAAACAGCUCAGAGAGGGAAAAGGAUCGAGGCUCGUCAGAGCGACGCCGACGCUCAUCCGCCAAGUUCCAGCCUCCAGAUCAGCCCCCGGCUCGGAAGGACUGGGUCCCGGACACCAAGCACAACACGUGCAUGGUCUGCCAGCGGGAGAGGUUCACUAUGUUCAACAGACGGCAUCACUGCCGGAGAUGCGGCCGCCUGGUAUGCAGCGCGUGUUCAGAGCGGAAGAUGCUGCUGGACGGGUGUCCAGGAGAGGAAGUCAGAGUCUGUGACCAGUGCUACGUUUACUUUCACCCAGAUUCUGAUGAUGAAUCUGAGUCUGCUGAAGUUAUUGGAAGCCCGAUGGUCCAAGAGGACGCUCUGGAUGGGAUGCUGCGUCUGCCUGAAGUGGUCCAUCGACAGUUCCGCCUGAGCACAGACCCUGCUCACAACCAGCUGCUGCGGAGCGAGUUCUACUAUGAGCAGGCUCCCAGCGCGCACCUCUGCGUGUCCAUCCUGUCUCUGCACAGCGACCAAGCCGCCUGCGGUCACCAGCUCAUCAACCACUGCCGCUCCCUGUCCUGUAAGCUGACCAACCCGGAGGUGGACGCCUGCCUGCUCACCGACAUCAUGCAGCAGCUGCUCUUCAGCGCCAAGCUGAUGUUUGUUAAAGUCGGUCAAAGCCACAACCUCGCUUUAUGCGACAGUUACAUCAGCAAAGUAGACGUGCUGAAGAUUUUGGUGACGGCCAAUUACAAAUACAUUCCUUCUCUGGAUGACAUCCUGGAGACGACCGCCGUCACACGUCUGCGCAAUCAGCUGCUGGAGGCGGAAUACUACCAGCUAGCGGUGGAGGUGUCGACAAAGAGCGGCCUCGACCCCGGUGGCGUGUGGCAGGCGUGGGCUCUGGCUUCUCUGAAGGCGGGAAACCUUUCAGGAGCGAGGGAGAAGUUUGCCCGCUGCCUGAAGGCUCCGGUGGACCGGAACCAGCUCAGUCCGGGCACCCCUCUGUUGCAGGAGAUCGUCCAUCACCUUGAGACCACCGUACGGCCCUCCUACUCCCCGUCUUAUGGUGAAGACAUUUUGGCUUCCCUUCGAGAGCUGGAGGACAUGCUGAACGAGGUGAGUCCAGCGGAGCGCCAGGAAGAACUGACUCCGAACAGCUACCUCUUCCAGGAGUGUCUCUAUUACCUGAAGACAUACGGCCCUCACCUUGCUGUCAUCAGCUUCUAUGUGCGCCACGGCUGUGAGACGGAGGCCCUCACUUUCCUUCUAAGCAAAGAGUGUCCCGAGGAGGUGUUUCUAGAGGGCGUGUUGCAGCCCUGCCUGGAGCGAGGACUUUUCAGCAAGCUGCAGGGCAUCAUGGUAAAACUGGACCCCAGCCUGGAGUCCUGCAGCCGCUACCUGAUCGCUUCGUGCCAGUUCCUGCAGCGGAAGGGAUACUAUAACUGUCUGUACCAGCUGCAGAAGUUCAUGACGGACCACGUCCGCGCUGCCAUGACCUGCAUACGGUUCUUCACACAUGGAGCGAGCUCAUACCUACAGCUGGGAGAGCAGCAGCGCUGGUUGGCCAGAGCCAAAGAGCACCUGAAGACGUACCUGCAGGAGCAGCAAGGACGAGGCGCGGGGAGGAGAAAACCUUCGGUCACCUCUUUUAGAAAGAUGAUGUCGUCCAGCGACGUGUCCAGGCACAUGAAUACAAUCGAGCUGCAGCUGGAGGUGACUCGCUUCCUGCAUCGCUGUGAGGCGGCGACGUCCUCCGACGCCCCGCAGGCCAGCACAUCUGCCACCAAGUCGCCCGCAUCCAGUUCACCCCCGACGCUGUUUGGCGGAAGCCCUAUGAAGAUUGAGGUCGCCUGCAAGGUGAUGCUUGGAGGAAAAAACAUAGAGGAAGGCUUCGGCAUUGCUUACAGAGUCAUACAGGACUUUCAGCUGGAGGCCCAGGCCGUGUACAUCAGGGCCGGCCACCGCCUGGUCCGACAGCGGCAGUAUGGAGCUGUGAAGCAGCUCCUCAAAUGCGUGGGCGAGUCAGGCAGCGCCACCAAGAGCGACUGCGACGCUCUCAUCCUCAGCUGCGUCUCCGUAGCAGAUAAGGGACCUGCUGAUGCCAAGGAACUGGAAAGCCUCAUUAUGGAGAUAAAGAGCACAGAGACCAAGAUCAAAGCCUACCUGACGUGCAGUAAGCUGAGGCCAGCGUACCUGCUGGCGGUGAAGCUGGAGCCCAGCCGGGCGGGCCCGCUGGUCCAGGACGUCCUGCAAGCGGCUGAAGGAGCCCAGGACUCUGUGAUGCAGAACAUCUGUCGCCAGUGGCUCUCUGAACACAGCAAGUCCCCUGUGCAGCGUCAGAGCCGGCCCACUGCAAGGUAAAGGCACAGCCGGAGCAGCGAGCGAGAACUCUGACUGGACUUGAAGAAAAAAAAAAAAAGAGCUACACAAGAAGUUCAAGAAUGAAAUUUGAAAUUAUUGGACACUCAAAGGAUUUGCACACUAUGUAUUUGAAACACAGCGACAGUGCCCUCCCAUCUGCUUGUUUAAAUCUCCCAAAAGU
Molecule: messenger RNA, 8148 nt
Organism: Fundulus heteroclitus (mummichog)
Lineage: Eukaryota; Metazoa; Chordata; Actinopteri; Cyprinodontiformes; Fundulidae
Gene: zfyve26
Product: zinc finger, FYVE domain containing 26
Exons: 43
Coding region: 168-7967 (2599 amino acids)
Biological process (GO): regulation of cytokinesis; mitotic cytokinesis; double-strand break repair via homologous recombination
Cellular component (GO): lysosomal membrane; midbody; centrosome
Molecular function (GO): phosphatidylinositol-3-phosphate binding; metal ion binding
Source: RefSeq, a predicted model, not a curated record